This is a messenger RNA of Gigantopelta aegis, 8594 nucleotides long. RefSeq names its product PHD and RING finger domain-containing protein 1-like. The transcript has 16 exons. The record is from RefSeq and is a predicted model, not a curated record. The coding region runs from base 283 to 5463 and encodes 1726 amino acids. Lineage: Eukaryota; Metazoa; Mollusca; Gastropoda; Neomphalida; Peltospiridae.
GGCGGAUUUGGCAACAUGGCGAAAAUCUCGAAGAAUGUGACCUGAAUAUUUUUGUUACUCAAUGAAAGUAACUCUUUCUACUGUCUUCAAGUAAUGCCCAUAGACCAGCUGCCUUUACAUGUGACAAAUAUAGAUGAUCCCUUACAUUUUAUAGAUGGGCAAUUACAGAUAAACCAACAGAUAUUGCAUCCCAAAAAUAAGCUGAAGUUGCCGUUCCCAGAGGUGUAAAUUUGAUACAGCAUGUAUUGCUAAUAAAGUCAAAGGGCAUCAGUUUUCACUGCAAUGAAUAUGGACAGUUUAAAUGAUCCGGGUGAUUCUAGCUCGUCAGAUGAAGGUAGAAUGCAGAUAGAUGAAUCUGCAGGUAGAUCUGACGACGAUGGCCCCAAAAAUACAGUUCAGCCACCAUCAGUUUAUGAAACAUUGAAAGAUGAUGAUGAUGAAGAUGAAAAUGAAGAGAAAGAAGAUGAAGAGGAUGGAAGUGAAAGUGAAGAUGAUGAGGAGGAGGAAGGAGAUGAUGAUGAUGACGAGGAAGGAGAUGAUGAUGAUGGUGACGAAGAAGAAGUGGAAGGCGAAGAAGCAAGUGAUGAUGAUGAUGAUGAUGACGAUGAAGAUGAUGAUGAUGAUGAAGAUGACGAAGAAGAAUGGGAGGAGUAUGAGGAGGAUAUCAGUCUGGCUGCUGGUGUAGCUGUUGACAGUGAUGCGGGGGAUGAGGACCUGUGUCCUAUUUGUCUGAACAGGUUCCGAGACCAGGAUCAAGGCACGCCAGAGUCCUGUGACCACCACUUCUGUCUGGAGUGUAUUCAGGAAUGGGCAAAAAAUGUGAAUACAUGUCCUGUAGAUCGGCAAGUGUUUCGCUUGAUCUUAGCCAGACAUGCUGGAGAAGACAGUGUAUAUAGAAGAAUUACUGUUGAAGAUAAAAACAGCCAGGAAGAUGCGGAAGAUGAAUUAACUUAUUGUGAGGUGUGUGGCAGAUGUGAUCGCGAAGACCGCCUACUUCUCUGUGAUGGCUGCGAUCUGGGGUAUCAUCUUGACUGUUUGAGUCCUCCAUUGGCUAACGUACCAGUGGAUGAGUGGUUUUGUUCUGAUUGUACAGCUGCCAACAAAGGGUCAGUUACCAUUACAAGUGAAGAGGAGGAGGAAGUUCGUCCUCGUCGACGAUUGAUUGCCAGAACGUUAGUGAGUGAACGAGUUCGUACCCUGAUCCACCAGACACGUGUGGAGCGGGCGAGAUUACGGCGGAUUAUCGUAUCAUCCUCAGAGGAUGAGUCCACAACAGCGCCAAAGUCUGCCACUCCGAAAAAGUCACCGGUGAAGAAGAAAACUGUGAAGAGAAGAAAAACAAGGCGAAAGCGGCGUAUGAAGAAGAAGACCAAUAAGGCGGGCACAAAGACUAAAGGAAGGAAACGAAAAACAAGAAGAAGAAAGCUAAGAAAAGGAGGCAAAAGGAGAAAGAUUAGAAGAUUGACAGCUCGCAAGCCUGUUACCACUGUCAAGUCGCGAAUUGCUGAGCGACUUGGCUUAUCAAAACCACCGGUAGGAUUGUCAAUUCCAUUGCAAAAACUCCCUGCUGGAAAGACCAUGGAUAUGCAACGGGCAGAGAUCGGAGUCUCGUCAUUUUCUAUUCUUGGCCAUAAAGAUGAUUUAGACCCUGUUUAUCAAGAUGAAAACCAGAGUGAAGCCCAGCAGCCUGGCACAUCAGCCAGUUGUCAGCCAGCUAGUCGAGUUGUCAAAUACUCAAAGUCAUCACUGCUGUCGCGCAAACCUGUCUUCAAGAUCAGAGCUUCUGCAGAACGAGCAUCUAAUCCGUCCACCACAACUGUUGCGGCUCCCUCUGCAUCAGCCAGUUCCACUCCAUUUGAUAUCCUGGGUUCAAUCAUGCAUGGGCAGUCUUUCCUACAUAUGCAGAGUAAAGAUGUCACCAUACACAAAGAUGGGUCUCUCCAGGCAAACAGGGAGAUUCCCGAAGCAAAGCUACCAGAACCAAAGGACGACAGUAUGUUUGAACUUAACAGUUUCAAAAAAGACAUAAAAGACGAAGAGGCCAAAAGUGGUGAAAGUUUAACCAGUCCUGUGAAACCAUUUAGAAUCUCGAUGAAGAAGAAGGCUGGCCCACCGCUUAGAAAGGCUGAUAGUGAUUACUUGGCAGUGUUCGGCAUCCAGGACAUGGAUGAAAAUUCUCAGGAGAAAGCCAAGGAAAGUGAAUAUGAUCCGUCGGAACCUACAGAAGACGUCGACUUAAUUCCUGAUAAUUUGGCGAAAUCUGUUGAGAGUCAACUUAAAAACAGUCCAAGGGGUCCAUCCACUCUUCCCAUGCACUCCGAUAUUUCUGAUGAUGAUGAUAGCUCGUCAGAAAAGCGUGUUGUAGUGGAAAAGGAUUCGUCUUUAAUGAUUGAGUUGUCGCGUACCGGGGACAACACUCCCGAUUCUCAGAAUUCCUCUUCCAGAAGGCAGGUCUUUGAGGAUGGCGAACACGAAGUGGAAGUGCCCAUGGAAAAAGAAGUGGAAGAUGAAAAAGCAAGUUUCGAAGACGGCGAGAUAGUAAGGACAGAAGAAGAAUCCCAUGAUUCUCUGAGUAAAUGGUCGGUGGGUAGUGACGAAAGUGCUUUAGAGAAAGAAUACCAGAUGAGGAUACACGAGUUCGCACAGCUGACGAAGAAAGAGAAAAAGGUGCAUAGACGAAUGGAGGCCGACCAGGUGGAGGAAGGGGAAGAAAGUGUCUUUGAUAGGUUGAACUUUGGAGAAUAUGACGCAAGGGCGUACAGAAACCGUGAAAAGAAAGAGUCUCGUAGGAGGAGGAGAAGAGAGCAGGAGGAACGGAAGGAGAAACUCUUGUCGGGGAGGCACGAUUCAAAACGAGAAAGUUCAAAACUACACGAGGAAGUGAAAAGUGAUAGGGAAACUAGCAAAGUGUAUGUAGAUGAUAGUAGAUGUGAGAAAGAGGAGUUGUAUGUGUAUGAAGAAACCGAGGUCGUGAGCGAGAAAAGGGAAAAGUCAAAACGUGAUAAGCACAGCAGGUCGGAACAGUAUGUGUACGAGUCCGAUACUCAUGUGAAACAUAAACACCGUAGAGAAAAGUCGCGAUCACAUAGUCGAUCACGAGAGAAAGUGAGAAUACGGUCACACUCCAAAGACCGGUAUAGAACACGAUCUCGCUCGAAAGAGAAGCACAGAAGUAGGUCGCAUUCAAGGGGCAGACACGGGAGUCGGUCCCGAUCUAAAGAAAAGUAUGGAACCCGUUCUCGGGAGAGAAGACGUACAAGAUCACAUGAUCGAUCACGACGAAAAAGGCGCGAACGAGAGCGUGAUAGGUCUGGUUCUGUGGAAAGGUCUUCUGAGCGAGAACGGUCGUCGAAGAAAAAGAAGCGCGAUAAAGAUCGAGAUCGUGAUAAAGAUAGAGAUCGUGAUAAAGAUCGAGAUCGUGAUAAAGAUCGUGAACGAGAAAGAGAACGGAGUCGUGAAAAGAGUGAAAGGAAAACGUGGCGGAGUCGGACUCCCUCAGAUUCUCCUAGUCCGAGAAAACAUUCCGAUAAAGAUAGUCUAACAAAGGAAAACCGUCACUAUCAUAAAAGAAAAAGUGCCCGACUGGAUGACUAUGAUGAUUACCCAGUUCCUGAGAAAGUGAAGAAAACUAAACCUGUUGAAAUUGCAAAACCACAGUUUGAAAAAACCAUCAAAGUUGUUGAACACACAUGCAACUGUCAUGAUCCCAUUGUUAUUGAUGAUGACGACGACGAAGACACUGUGGAGGACAGUGUGAUAUUUGGAAGCAUCGGUGUCAACUUCGAGGACAUACCAACACCAUCUAUGCCACCACCACCUAAAAAGGACGCCCUGCCCCCACCACCUGUGACGAAAGCUGCUCCUCCCGCACCUGCCAAGAAAGACGAUGCAUCUAAGACUGUAGAAGGUGAUGGCAAAAUACCAACGGUUAUCGACCAGAAAAUACAGCAGCCAAGCACGAAAAAAAAUUCUGCCAGCAAGAGUGUGGGAAAACAAAAGAAAAUACCUACAAUUGUCGAUAAAGUAACAUCAGACGCCGACAUUAAGACGAUGGAAAUUGAAAUUGAUGGUGAAAUGCACAAUUAUGACCCAGCUCACCCUACCGAUGAACUAGAAAAGGAAAUGUUGGCUUUCAAUCACAUGAAUCGGCACAGUGCUAACGUAGAUAUUUCAUUGCCACCUCUGCCGCACAUUAACAGUCCAAAUCUUAUCCCAAACCGAAUGCGGUUUCCUUCUGUGGAACCUGGAAAUAUUCCUCUUCCACCAGGUUCGAACCUUCAGCCAGUGGCAUCUCUUCCUCAGGUUUCAGCUCUCGCCCCACCUUCCUCUCUUCCCGCUGUCUCGCCACUUCCUCCUGUCUCGUUCAACAUGCUACCAACCGUGCCGACGAGCAUUGCGCCAACACCAGUCCUUGUAAACCCAUUGUUACUCAACGGACCAGUGCCAUUCCAGUCGCUUCCCAGAAUGCACCCUCCAGGCCCAGGUCCCCCAUUUGGUUGGCCGGUGAACUCCACACAGGUGAUCCCCGUACAGAAUCAGUUCGGACCCCCUAUUGUAUCCAGACCUCCUAUUAUGUCGGUAAUUCCACAGGCCAUGUUGAACGGAGGGAUGGAUGAAAUUCCUUCGGAAUCGGACUCGUUAUUCGCACGAAAUGCAAACAUGAAUAACUGCACAAGUGUUGUGCUGCCGACUCUGAAUCCAACAAUAAACCAGAUGAGUGUUGGGGCCCAGCGUCCCGGCCCAUGUCCCCGUGCAACUGAAACUUUGCCAUCCACAUCCAAAAUACUGAGUUCCACGAACAGUAAAGAGCCUGACAAACCGGCUAUACCCAUACAGCAGCUUCAGAAUAUAUCCACCCUGCUCAAAGUGCAGGCUUGUUUGGUGGGCAAGAAUUCUAAGCAUGAUGGCAUUUUCAAAGUUCCCCAGCCAGUGUCUGGUUCGAAGCACAAGUCGCGGGAGAACGAAGAUCCACUGGAUUCCAUGGAGAUGGUUGAUAUGGACUUGUCUCCCCUGGAUGAAGAGUGUGAAUUGGUGUUGCCCACACCUCCCGACACCGGAAUGAAAAGUAAAAAAAGUCGAAAAUCCAAACAUUCAUUGAGCAAAGCUGUCAAGGCACUUGCGUCUCAACAAGAUGAUAUGCCAUCUUCUGCAGCAGAGCUUACUAACAAGGAAAAGUAUCUGAAGAAACUGCACUUGCAGGAGCGUGUAGUUGACGAAGUGAAAUGUGCCAUCAAGCCCUACUACAGUAGUAAGAAGAUUACCAAAGACGAAUACAAAGAAAUCUUACGUAAAGCAGUACCAAAGGUGUGUCACAGCAAGGCAGGGGAGAUAAAUCCCAUGAAAAUUAAGUCUCUGGUUGAUGCAUACGUUACCAAGUUCUGUAAACGCAGACACAGUGGCGGUAAAAAGUCGAAAAAAGACGAUUCUAAGACAAAUGGAAUAAAAACCAAAACAUCUCGAUGAUGUUUACCCUGUACAUAGCUAACAGUAACAGAUUGUUUGUUCAGUUCAACAUUAUUAUCAGUGAUCAUGUGAUUUACAAAAAAAGAGAGAGAGAGAGAGAGAGGGAACUCCUGACUAGUUUGUGAUGUGCAUGAAUAUACAAGUGUGAUAUACAUCAGUGGAUGGUGGACAAUUUAUUGACAAAAUGCAGUUUUCUUUUGAAAGUAUGCAUUUGUGUGCUUGUUGAACCUUCUGGAUGUUACGUGAUGUGUUUUGGUGUCAAAAAUGUAUUUAAGUUUCGAAAUGUAGUUAAUUUCUCGAGAAGGAGAACACGGUAUGGAAGCUUCCUUUACAUUUCUUCAAGCUAUUAGUCCAAGGUUUAUUGAAAAAUGUGUGGAUAAAAGAUUUUUGUCUAUUGUAAAUAAUGUAGUCGUUCAGUCGGAUGGAUGGCAAUAUUUAAAAAAGUGUGAAUUUGAGUUCCAGUAGCGUUUUCUCUAGCUAGACCAAAAAAAAGAAACACUUUAAAUAUUAAAAAACCCACUUUUCCAUAUUUGCUAUAUAUGUCCCAGAUUUGAACAUAAGCACAUUUAGACCAAAUACAAAAAGUAUAUAAUUCCUACAGUCAUAAAAACAGCAAUUUAAUGUGCAAGAAUGUUGGAUAAACUAAAAACAUUUUUUAUGCCUUUUGUUUUAAAAAUAUUUCAUGUUCAAUAUUUUGGACCAGAAUUGGAAUUAAAAUUAUUAGGUUUGAUUUAAAAACAUUCAUAUUUUCAUUGUAUCAUUCAGAGGUAUGUUGUGAACAUAUUCUUGGUUUCAGGAGAUGCUUUUUACUGUAAACUCGCUGAACAGAAGAUAUUAACAUUUUUGUACAUUUAAUAUUUUGUAUAUUUUGGACUCCAAUUUUACAUUUUAAGGCAUAUCCUAAAUACCAUUUCUCUCUCCCCUAUUUCUCUCCCCCCCCCCCCCCAAAAAAAAAGUCAUAACUUUUAACAUAUUCAAAGAGGAAUUGAAACUGCAAAACUGACUGUAGGAUUGGAAAUAAGUUUGAUGUUAGCUGUUGUGUUGUGAGAGUUCUGUUAAAAUUUACUAAUAAGUUUCAUGGAGUUGGGUCAAUAACUUUAAUUUGAAGCUCAUUCUGUUUCAUACUGAAAAAGUAGACCGACUAUCCUGAAUUUCCUGCAUUGUAAUAUGCUUCCAACCAAUAAAACCUUUAACGACUAAAUUUACAUAUUAAAUAUAUAUUCUUGUUUAGAAUAUCAGUGUCUGUAUAUAAAAUGAAGUUUGACCAAGUAUAAACACAAACACAUUUAAUUUACAGCCACUAAUAUUUUAUGCAAAUAUAUAUAUAUAUAUAUAUAUAUAUAUAUAUAUAGAUUACAGUAGUUACAAAGUCUCUUUUGGACUUUUAACAACUAAAGCAAUUUCUGGAUAGUCCCUUUAAAACACUAAAGCUAGACAUAUUUUGCAAAUAUUUAUAAUUUUCAGCAUACGGUAGAAAAGUAUAUUGACAUUUGAGAAAGAAAAAAAAUGAUUUUAAUAUUAAGUACAAUUGCUUCAUUAAAAGCUUAAUUUAAAAGUGGCUUGCUUGAUAGAUUUAAAGGAUAUCUAUUUUGUUUUUGGUCAGAUGGCAAAUGUUACUGCUAGUUUUACUAAAGAAUAUUGAUUUUUGCAUGUGACACAAAUGAGAAUAGGACUUACAGCUGCUCUAAACUUUUAUGUCUGAAUGAAAUUGUCUUACUUUACAAAAUCUUGGAUUCUGUACCGAGAAAUAAGUUAUUAAUAUGAUCCAUCCAUACAAAGAUUUGAUCAUGUUCUGGGCUCUUAUAAAAUUGAAAUUAUCAAUGGUACAACAAAUAUAACUUGAUGAUGUGUACAAAAUGACAUUUGCAUCAGAUUUAUUACGAAUCUAGUCAAAAACUAAAUGGUUAUAUGUCAUGUAAGUUUCUCGAGUACGUUUGGUUACACACACACCUUGAGUGACAUUUUCAUGUCGUUAUAAUCUACCAUUUUUUUUAUUUUGUCUUAAUAAAAUUCUUUAUAAAAUACCAUAGCUGUAUUAGGUUAUUUUGAUAAGUGAUGAAUUUGGUAAUUUGUGUGGGUUUUAAAACCAAAUUAAGGAUAUUAAAGCUGCUAUCUCACUCAUAACUUGAAAUAAUUUCUUAGUGCAAAAUAAGUAAACCUGCUGUUGUUAUACUCAUUGCAUGUGGUUAAUUGCUCUGAUAUGACGUGUCUGUUGCCCCUUUUUAAAUCUAUUUACAAUUACAGUGACACCCCUCAAAGCCAAACUCUCAGAAUUCCUUUAAAACUGAAUAUGGUCUCUUUUUUAAAUGACUGUACAGAACAGAACCUCACUAAACCAGAUGCCCCUCAAAACAAACAUUUUCCUUUAAGUGGGUGUCCAGUUUAAAGAGGUUUCUUUGUACAUUGUUCUGUUAAAGAGUGAAAAUGGCCAGAGUAUGGGUUUUUUUUUUUUAGCAUUAAUGGUGAAUUAAUACAUUUUUAAAGACCUACAUGUAGAUCAACUGUAUCUAGGGAAUAGUGAAGACUGAUGUGAGGAAACGGGACCAGCUCGGGGGGGGGUCAGAAAGUUUCGCCAAACUAUUUAAAAUAUGCAAAACCUAAAGCUAUUUUCCAACAAAAUAUCAAUUGUCACACAAUUUCUUUUUUGCCAAAUUAAAAUAAAAGUACCCAAUUGUUCUUAAAAUUUGCAAUUGGCGAGUGGCAGAGCUAUCCGCGUGAAAAUAUUUUAAAUGCUUAAAUAAUUUUUAAAAUAUAUAGUUGAGAUUGCAGCUUCAACAAAUGGAGUAGGGUACGUCUUCAUAUUUAAUGUUAAAAAUUGUACAGUGUAACAAAUAUUACCUAUCGAUUGUACAAUGUAAGAAACAUUCUUGUUUCUUCAGAUAUUUACACCAUCUACUUUAAUGUAGCUACUCUAAACCAUUAACUAAUUGGUGCAGUUCUAGUACUUUUUGACUUCUGUUUUUUUUGGUUGUUAAUGAUUUGGGUUUUUUCAACAUCUGAAUACAUGUAUAUACUAGUAUAUAAAACCUGGAAGACUUAAGUUGUAAAGGAUUUUACAUUUUGAUAGCUUUAUUUAAUGUAGAUGUAUCACAUACCUUGGUUGGAUUUAUUUUGAUUAAAACUUAAGUCCA